Effrenium voratum is the source of this 1190-nucleotide messenger RNA. Lineage: Eukaryota; Dinophyceae; Suessiales; Symbiodiniaceae. The record is from the annotation of a GenBank genome assembly.
CUGCCAAGAAGGAGAGCGCGCCCAAGCGCAGCCGCCCGGAGCCGUCGGAGAGGUUUCCGAAAUGGAUCCUGGCGCCGUACGCUAGCCCUAAAGGGUCGCCCUUCUACCUCAAAGGCGACGCGGAGGCAAGGUUGCUGGACACCGCGAAUGCCGGGAAUUCCGAGGUGGCCGCGCUCCGUCUGGGCAUCGCGGUUUCAGAGGCUGCGGGCGUGGGGGAAAUGGCUGCCGGCCUUUUUGCUGACGAGGCCGAGGGGGAAGGGAGCGUGAAGCAGCUCCUGGAGCCGUUCAUCGCAUGGAUGGGCGAGCCGGAGGGGGCGGCUUACGUGGAGGCGUGCCGCCACCUGAAUGACAAGAACGAGGAUGCGACGAGGGGGCCGGCCUCCGUCUCGGCGGCGGUGACGGACUGGGUCGCAGGCAUCGCAGCCCUUGGGCGGGACCACGAGCGGGACAUCCGCAAACUUGCCCAGAUCGCCGCCCGGCUGUACCUCUUCGCGGCGGACACCUUGGAACAAAUUGCUUGGGUGGAAAAUCAGGACGUCCUGGCGAAGGCCGCGGACAAGAGUGCGGAGAACGCCGAGCUGGCUGCCGUUGGCAAGUGGCUCUCCAAGCCAUCCGGCGAUGGCCACCUGGCGAAGGCGAUCGCCGCCGUGUAUUCGAAAGAGGUGUUGAAAGGCAGGGCCGGGGGCAAGAAGGAGAAGCCUGCGAAGAAGGCGAAGAAGCGAGCAAAGAAGGACAAGAAGGCCAAGAAGGAGACGAAGAAGGGCGACAAGAAGGCAGGCGAGACGGCGAAGAAGAGGAACGCGCCCGCCAAGCGGCCGGAAGAGGCGAAGAGGGCUGGCGCCGCGGCGGGCGAGAAGCGCAAGGCCUGCACGGUCGAAGACUCCAGCCAGGGCUCGCCAAGCAACGCUGUCCUCUCGGCUGCGUUGAUCGAUUGGAGCGCGGCGGAGUGCGUGGCGGCGCAAGAGGCUUGGCAGGACUACGGGGCGCGCCUCCAGUCCGGCAACACCGACCUUGCAGAGUACGCCGUCAUGGUUGGCAUGGUGCCCCAGCCUGUCCGAGAAGCGUUCGGCCUCAACAUCUCGCCGGAGCGCGUCAGGCUGCCGUCCGCCGCACAGGCGGCCCAGAUUGUGGAGUGUGUGGCGGCCCUGCUUGCGGAGGCGGACAAGCUCUUCGCCGAAGCCGGGGCUUAG